UGUCCGGCUACUGCGCAGGCGCAGUCUGUGGGACUGGCAGUUGGUCCAAGGUUUGGGGGCAGAGGGAGAGUGACAGGGAGGCUCCGUCAUCAUUCGCUGCGGCCUCUGAUGGGCGACUCGGGUUAUCGGUUAAUACCGGGAGCCUUGGGUACAUCUGUGGUGUCUGGAGCGAAUCAUAAAGCACCCGGGAAGAUGCCGGUAAGGGUCUGUGGGAUCAACAAAACAGACAAGCCGGAGUCCAGCGAUAAUGUCAAAGUUGUGGUUCGAUGUCGUCCCUUAAAUGAGCGUGAAAAAGCCAUGAACAGCAAGAUGGCUGUAAAUGUGGAUGAAAUUAGAGGAACUAUUGCUGUUCAUAAAGUAGACUCCAUGAAUGAACCUCCAAAGACUUUCACAUUUGACACAGUUUUUGGACCGGAUAGUAAACAGCUGGAUGUGUACAACUUAACAGCCAGGCCUAUAAUCGAUUCAGUACUGGAAGGCUAUAAUGGAACAAUCUUUGCAUAUGGACAGACUGGAACAGGUAAAACCUUCACUAUGGAGGGCGUUCGUGCUGUCCCAGAACUCCGAGGCAUCAUCCCAAAUUCCUUUGCUCACGUAUUUGGACAUAUUGCUAAAGCUGAAGGAGAUACACGAUUUUUGGUCAGAGUGUCGUAUCUGGAAAUUUAUAAUGAAGAAGUACGUGACUUACUGGGAAAAGACCAAACCCAAAGGCUUGAGGUUAAAGAGAGACCUGAUGUUGGUGUUUACAUUAAGGACCUAUCUGGUUAUGUGGUGAACAAUGCUGAUGAUAUGGAUAGAAUUAUGACUUUAGGACACAAAAACCGUUCUGUUGGAGCCACUAACAUGAAUGAGCAUAGCUCUCGAUCUCAUGCAAUCUUCACAAUUACUAUAGAAUGCAGUGAAAAGGGUGCUGAUGGAAACAUUCAUGUCCGCAUGGGAAAGCUUCAUCUUGUAGAUCUUGCAGGCUCAGAGAGGCAAGGAAAGACUGGGGCAACUGGGCAAAGAUUAAAAGAGGCCACAAAAAUUAAUCUAUCCUUAUCUACACUAGGAAAUGUUAUCUCUGCUUUGGUUGAUGGAAAAAGCACUCAUGUACCUUAUAGAAAUUCAAAACUUACUAGACUGCUACAGGAUUCAUUGGGCGGAAACUCAAAAACUAUGAUGUGCGCAAAUAUCGGGCCAGCAGAUUACAACUAUGAUGAGACAAUCAGCACUUUAAGAUAUGCAAAUAGAGCGAAAAACAUCAAAAAUAAAGCUAGAAUCAAUGAGGAUCCAAAAGAUGCUCUUCUACGCCAGUUUCAGAAAGAAAUUGAGGAUCUUAAAAAGAAACUUGAGGAAGGAGAAGAAAUAUCAGGCUCUGAAGAUAGUGGUUCAGAUGAAGAUGAUGAUGAAGAUGGGGAAAUUGGAGAAGAUGGAGAAAAGAAAAAGAAAAGAAGAGGUAGUAGCAGCAGCAGUAGCAGCUCAGACUCCACAGUGAUAGAAAGACCAGUGGAUAAGUACCUGCCUAAACAAGCAGGCAAGAAGAAGGUCUCCCAUGAUAAAAUGGUUGAGAUGCAAGCGAGGAUUGAUGAGGAAAGGAGGGCACUUGAAGCAAAACUUGACAUGGAAGAAGAAGAACGGAACAAAGCAAGAGCUGAGCUGGAGAGAAGGGAGAAAGAUUUACUAAAAGCACAGCAGGAGCAUCAAUCACUCCUUGAAAAGCUGUCUGCUUUGGAAAAGAAAGUUAUUGUUGGAGGAGUGGAUUUGCUUGCCAAAGCAGAGGAACAAGAGAAGCUUUUAGAAGAAUCUAAUUUGGAGCUUGAAGAGCGUAGAAAGCGAGCAGAAAAACUUCGGAGAGAGCUAGAGGAAAAAGAGCAAGAACGUUUAGAUAUCGAGGAGAAGUAUACAAGUUUACAAGAGGAGGCUCAGGGUAAAACUAAAAAACUAAAGAAAGUGUGGACUAUGCUAAUGGCUGCUAAGUCUGAGAUGGCAGAUCUUCAGCAGGAGCAUCAAAGGGAAACUGAAGGUUUGCUGGAAAACAUCAGACAACUGAGUCGAGAAUUGCGACUUCAGAUUAAUAUCAUUGAUAACUUCAUCCCUCAGGAAUAUCAGGAAAUGAUUGAAAAUUAUGUUCAUUGGAAUGAAGAUAUUGGAGAGUGGCAGUUGAAAUGUGUGGCAUACACUGGAAACAACAUGAGAAAACAGACACCUGUACUAGACAAGAAAGAAAAGGAUCCAUUUGAGGUAGAUUUGUCUCAUGUAUAUUUGGCUUACACGGAGGAGAGUCUUCGUCAAUCUUUAAUGAAGUUGGAGCGACCAAGAACAUCAAAAUCGAAAUCAAGACCUAAAACUGGAAGAAGGAAACGCUCCGGAAAACCAGAAGCUGGGAUCGACUCCUUGCUCCAGUAACUUGACCAGGCAAUGACUUAAUCAUUGAUAUGGCAGGGUACCUAAACCUGUAUUAUGCCUCUGAAUGUGGUUUAUGUUAUAGGAUGGAAGAAUACCUUGUGCAUUGAGCAAGAACCUUAUUACUAUUGAAUUGCUUGACUCAUAUUCCACUUAAAUGUCAUGUUUUUAUGUUUACACCUGUUUUUUUUAUAGGGUUCAGUUCAUCACAUUAUGAAACCUCAUUGAUGACCAUGUUAAAUGGGAAAACACUGUUAGAUUUUAGUUUCUCUGUAAAUAUAUUUGUCUUCCUAUUAGGAGGAUUUAGUAAGAAAAUUGAUUAUUGAAACAGUUGCCCUUGAUAUUUAAUUUUCUGUAAAACUUAGUGUAUACAAUGUGUCCAAAUGUACAGAUUUGUUUUAAUGUGAUUUGUUGAUUGUUUAAAGAAUUGUCUCCUUUUUGGUCCCCCCAUUACAUAUUGCAUGUUGCCUGUGUUACAGAUGUGAAGGAAUUCAAUGAUUCACCGAUGACAUGUCAGGACUAUCAUUAAUCAAAGUUUGUGACUUCCCUCUUAAAGUGUUAGAAGAGCUCUCACUUUCUAGUAAUUUUAAAGGAGCACUCUGUUAGGAAUACAAAUCUCUAAUACUAACGUUAGUGUUUUCCAAACUAUUUAGAUUCAUGCUCCCCUUCCUCACUUAAAUAAAAGUUUAUUUACAUUUAUUCCCCUGGCAUGCCGGUCUUCUUGCAGCUGCAAUCACCACUCUGCGCCUUUCAGCAUUUCCUCAUUGAAGUGUAUCGUUACGGAGAGUGCUGAGCAUCUUCAUGGAAAGCAUUUAGACAACAAGCAUCAGUAAAGCAAACAUUGCAUUAUCACUACAGGAAGCCCUGCUAGUUGCUAUCCAAGUGACCGCAACUACAGGUGGCAUUAGAAUGCAAUGUGUAAACACUGCAUUUACUCAUAAUUGCUGAGACUGCAAGGACAGGCUGCAUAAAAAAAACACUACACUAAGCUCCAAUGGAUUUGGUGCUGGGAGUGUCCCUUUAAUAUUAUGUUUAUCUAUCCAUAUAUUUAACAAAUAUUUUUAUGUAUGGGUGAGAAAUGUAUCUGGAUGUAGAAAUCCACACCUCCAUAUCAAUCAUUGUUACAAGCUCUGUUCUUUGCACCUAGCAGUAUGCAAAUAAAAGCAUUGAGAGAAAAGGACAAAUUAAACUGUUUUCUUCCUCCUCCGUAUUUGCAAUGUUUGAAUCUUGUCUUUACAGUGGUUUUACUGCGCCUGAAAUGGAGUAUGAUGUGAUUUGUUAAUUCAUAUAAAUAAAAAAAAAAAAUGGUGCAUCUCAUGAAAAAAGGUUAACACAAAUUACAGGUGAUUUUUCACUGUUUUUACCAGUCAACUUUUGCCCCACCAAUGUUAAUCGGUCAGUAAUUUAUACUGAAAUGUUUCAUCAUGCAGUCUUUUUGUGAACAUGUUGGCAAAUCAUUGCUACAAAAUCACAAAAACAUUCAGUGCAUAUAUUUAGAAAUCCAACCCUCUUGUUUAAUUGUAAACAUUAUUUGUUGGUGAUCUGGCAGUUUCAAAUUAAUUCCUUCUUUUCAUCUGCUCUGAAGAUGGAUUUAAAUUUCUAGUCAUCUGCCCUUUGUGGUAUCAGGUCAAUAUGAACAUCAAUGCCUAUAAGUGGGGGGAAAAAAGUUUAAAUGGUCCAUUUUAUUUCCAUGUAUUCAAUUUAAUCAGGUUAUUUGAGUUGUAAAGGGACAGAACAUUGCUUCUUCCUAAAUUGACAGUUUUGUUACACUGGUGUCCUGACUGUUUAAUCUGUAUUGAGUUUCACCAUAACUAUAUGUAAUACAUAUUUUCUGAGGAAUUCCUACGAACAAAUUAACAAUGAAUACAUUU
Messenger RNA from Pelobates fuscus (common spadefoot toad), 4253 nucleotides. RefSeq names its product kinesin family member 3A (gene KIF3A). Gene Ontology annotation, biological process: mitotic spindle organization; spindle elongation; microtubule-based movement. The coding region runs from base 109 to 2385 and encodes 758 amino acids. NCBI's taxonomy places the organism in Eukaryota, Metazoa, Chordata, Amphibia, Anura, Pelobatidae. Gene Ontology annotation, cellular component: microtubule associated complex. The record is from RefSeq and is a predicted model, not a curated record. Gene Ontology annotation, molecular function: microtubule binding; ATP binding; microtubule motor activity. The transcript has 19 exons.